This is a messenger RNA of Mycena citricolor, 4356 nucleotides long. Lineage: Eukaryota; Fungi; Basidiomycota; Agaricomycetes; Agaricales; Mycenaceae. The record is from the annotation of a GenBank genome assembly.
ACGACGUAAAGACUUCUCUCACCAACGGCUCCCCUUCCUCCGCGUGUUAUCAUGUCGUCCACGUCCUCUGCAGCGACGGAUGGCUCACGCUCUUCAUCUCCACCUCACACACCUGAGGCAGACCCCAUUUACCCGAUAGCGAUCCGCCCUGACCUCGACCUGAACUCCUGGUUCCACCAAUCCGACACUGACUCUCUCCUUUCUCCACAAUCUUCGUGGCCGGACGGACUAUCUACACUGCCCUUACACAAAUCCGAAGGAGUGGAUAGCAUGCUGCAUCUUGACGAUCUGUUGGAGCAGAACGCGUAUGAUGACUCACCACCUCCUUCGUUCGACUCACCCGAGAUUCCUGACCUGACGAAGCCGGCCAACCUACAGCCUAUGGCAGAUUACACCUCAGCAUCCUUUCAUUCAUCUUUCAGUCAUGGCGGCGAGAGAGCCUCGAAGCCAAUCCCCCCUCCAGCCUCGGUUCAGCGCAAAAUCGAUCCAUCCAGCUGCUCUAAGGUCGUCUUUCCGCCCAAAGACUCGUGUUACAACCUGGCACUCAUGUUCCCCAGUCUGCCUGAGGGCGGGGCGAAGUCGCGUGUCGAAACGCAGAUUCGUGUCACCGUUGACCUGGCAGACUUUAGCUCUUCAGCUGAUCCCUCGAAGUAUAAUCGAGUUGGCUCUUGGAAAUGGCUUCAGCUGCCUCGAGGAACGGCGACGAAGCGAAGGACCAGGAAACAGGGCAAAAUCGAUCCAGACCCGAUGGACGUUCUGCACUUGACAGCCGCCGUUACUUGUUCUACGUCUCCUAAUAACCGCGUGUACAGCUGCAGCAGUUGCCAAUCUCGCGAGGCCAAGCGAGUCGCUAAGAAGCUUGCAGCCAGGGUCCGACCUGCGCGUUCUGACUCCGAGUCGGGCGGUGAGGAAACUGGCAAAGCGAAAAGCAAGAAUCAUGAAGAUACGACCAGCAUCAUCCAGUUCAAUUGUGCUGAGACCCAGGACUUCUCGGCUGGCACGGUUGUUCUUCCCCUCCGGAUAACGUGCUAUUGCCGUCAUCACAGAGAGAAGGUCGGAUUUAGUGUGAAUCUCUCUGUCAUGGACCACGCUGGGCGGAUUGUUGGUUCCGGUGUAUCGAAACCCAUCAUGAUCACGGAUGAUCAUAAAACACCUGGCACCAAGAACCCGGCACUGAUACCUGCGUCCGAGUUUGACUGGGCGCGCGAGCAAGGACAAGCGGCGCCCGAAGCUCGCGCUCCCUCGAAGAGGAAGAGCGAAAAAACAAGCUCAAAGAUCAAGAAGCGUGGGAAACCCUACGAGAAGCCCAGCCGAAGUUCCAGCGUCGUGGACCACGCUUCCCCCGAGAGCUCAUAUGUCGACACCAGAGCGUCGACCCCCAACUUGACGACGCAAACGGUGGCCUCCUCGCAUGACUCGGAUUCGUCGGUGGACACUCCAGCGACGCCACCCGACUAUCCUAUGCUCGGGAUCGAAGCUCCAGAUACUCAGUCCUGUUUGCCACUACCUGACGACUCCGCGCUGUCUGCUGCCCUGAUGCCGUUCCUUUUCCUGGAUGCCCUGGAGCCGACGCAGCCGCUUUCUCUCCCGCUUCCGAUGAUCCACCGCUUGAUCCCCAACGCUGGGCCUACACAUGGAGGCACCGAGGUGACCAUCCUCGGUGCUAAUUUCCACGAGUCUUUGCAGCUGGACUGCGUGUUCGGUGACGUCAUUGCGCCUUCCACACAGCGAUGGAGCGACAACACACUUGUGUGUAUCCUGCCUCCGCGUGCGACUCCAGGUGUUGUUUCCGUCUAUUUUAACAAUCUUCCGAAACCUGCCGAGAUGCAAAACUCGGCUUCAUCCCUGUUCACCUAUUCGGAUGAGUCUGAUCGGGCACUAAUGGAGCUUGCUUUGCAAGUUGUCGGAUUGAAGAUGACAGGAAAGAUCGAGGAUGCUAAGAAUGUCGCCAUGCGCAUCGUCGGAAAUGUCGGCGAGGGCUCAAGCAUGCAGACCGAGACCUCGUCUGGUGGGGGAAUGAUGCAUGUCGCAUCUCCCUUUGUUCUGGGGUCCCGCAAUCAGGGAGAAGACUUGGAAACGCGUGUCAUGCAGCUGCUCUCUCUGACGAACACCCCCGUCUCCAGCGGCGUCUCUCUCGAAUCAGCCGUUUCCCUGAUCGCACCGAGUGGACAAGGUCUCUUGCAUCUUGCUGCUUUGUUGCGGUUUGGCAAACUUGUGGACUGGCUUGUGCAAGCUGGUGCCGACAUCGAUUCACGCGAUCGCGCAGGGUUCACUCCGCUUCACUUCGCGGCACUAUCCGGUUCAGAUGUCUGUGUGCGGGUGCUGCUGCAUGCCGGAGCUGACCGCGAAAUCGUGAAUGCGAUGGGCAAGACCGCAGAGGAAGUUGCCGCUCGCCCGGACAUGUUCGAUUCAGUUUCGAAUCUCGCACAGGCCGAAGCUCAUCUGUUGGUUGAUGAUGAAGCGCAUUGGGGUGAUGCCGAAGAAGAGUCGGAUGACGAGGGGCCUAGACACGUCCCCCGACGACGGACCUCGCGUCGGCUGAUGAAGCCCGGUGUCUCUGGCAAAAAGACACCGCGAUCGGUGAUCACACCUCGAACGUCGUCGUCAUCGUUGUCCAGCAAACGCACAGCAGCUGACGACAAGCAUGCUGCAAAUCUGUUCGAGAUGAUCCAGCGGACCCUCGCCCAGUUGCCUGCGCCGCAGCUGCGCAACUUGCCUGGCCUUGCCCAGCUGCCGGAAAUGCCAGCUUGGGGCGCAUUGCCCCAUCUGACGCCGGUGUUCCCUGUGCUAGUGCCUUGGCCAGCGUUCCUGGGUGCUGCCGACGAAGAAGUUAAGGGUCUCUCCGCCCGCGCCGUGCAGGAGAUCCGGGCAUGGGAAAAGUGGAUUGCACUAGCCCUUACCCGCCAACAGGCUGAGGAGGCGCCGCCACCGAUGUACACUCCUCGCGAACCUGAAACAGUCGAAAAGGUGGAAGAGGAGAUCUCUACUCCCCGACAACCCACAUAUCCGCCCGUCACCGAGCAGGAGGUCGACUCGUUCGCGUAUGUGCCAACAGAGACACCGAAGAAACACGACAGAAUGUUGCUGUUCUUCUGGCUUCCGAUCUUGAUGAUUUCUAUACUAUGGGCGAUGCAUAGUGGCCUGCGGAUUGCGUUCCAAACUAUCAAGGGCGCUGUCCCGCUAGGUGGCCUUGGACUUCGGGCGUAAAGGCUCUGGAAUUUUUUUGUAUAUACCUAUGUAAAUCUACUUCUACUACUGUACGGAAUAUUCAUGCACAAUGGUAAAUAAAAUUCGGAGUGACCCUCCUUGAUACUCAUUACUACGUAUGCACUUGAGCCAUAAAAUCGCCUGGGACUCUAUCAGCUCCCACCUCGUCUACAUUCACGAGAACAAAUCCAUCACACCUCAUCGCACAGACCUGUUCUUUCGCGACGAAUCCUCUCAGGCCAAGUCUCUCGAUCACUUUGCCCGCACACUCGCUGGCGCCAUCCGCGAAUUCUCCGCCACCGAGCGCACCAAGUUCCCUACUCGAGGAGAGUUGCAAGCAGCAGCAGCAGCAGCGCCCCUCCCCGAUCCUGUCUUCAGUAAUGAGAUACUGGAGCGAUACCAGCCCGAUCUCGUGCCGUACUCCUCACUCACGCCCCAAACACAGUCCCUCGAGUACUGGAUAGCGUGCGCCGAGCCGCAGGGAUCGUACGGCACGAGCAACGGCAGCUUCGCCGACGUCGUCAAGGUCCUCCUCGCAGAGAACGAGCUGGGCAGGUGCCUCAUGCUCGCCAAUCACCCGCGCAUCCCGCUCGGAGACCUCCACAGCCUGUCGUGGGGACACAGCUUCGGGUGGAACCACACGCGCGACUGGGCGCUCCGCUCGUACAUCUUCCUCAACGUCGUGCUGGCGCGCCCCGAGCUGAUGCUCGCGGACGCGAAGUACAAGCGCCUGAAGAGCUACGAGCGCAUGGUCUGCUUCGCCGGCUUCUCGGGUGACUUUGACGCGCAAACAUAUCUGCAUCGGAUGUUCUGGUUCGGCUCGCUGGACGCGUAUGUGCCGGAGAACUUGAUCGACCCGUUCGUCGAUGCACAGCGACUGCACGAGCAUUUGAAGACGUGCUUCCGGGUGCUGUAUCAGUACGAUGUGCUGGCACGUGAAUGCGGGAAGGACGACAACUGGGAGAGCACCAUCACGGACACAGUGAGCACGCUCUGGACAGUCAAGACAGAAUACCACCAAGACGACGACCAGGGGUGGAUCAGGAGAUUUGCGUGAAAGCUACAGUAGAUUGCUGUGGAUAGUACAAAUGUUGGAUACUUACUAGUAGUGGUGGAGAUACAUAUGUGAAAAACUCUACAGGGAUGUCG